Molecule: messenger RNA, 1245 nt
Organism: Xylona heveae TC161
Lineage: Eukaryota; Fungi; Ascomycota; Xylonomycetes; Xylonales; Xylonaceae
Exons: 2
Coding region: 1-1245 (414 amino acids)
Molecular function (GO): zinc ion binding
Source: RefSeq, a predicted model, not a curated record
AUGUACAGAAACCAAGGAAAUGACUUCGGAGCCAAUAGAGGACAGGGACGGGCUGCACAAGCACAGGGAGCAGGACAGCGACAAGAGGGCUGGGGAAGAGGGAGAGUUGGAUACUCUAAAGUUCCUUUAAAGGGACUCUUCGCUGAUGGGGUUUGGUACUGCAAUUGCGAACCACGUUUACCGGCAUCGCAUUUCCAAACGAAGAAUGGUGGCAAGAAUCACGGCCGGUGGUUUUACACCUGUCAAAAGCCACAGCAUCAACGUUGCAAGUUUUUUCUAUGGGAAGACGAAGCAAAACCGCGAGAGGCAGCUGCUGUUCUGAACAAUUCGCGCUCAGAGCCCGAACCUGUGUCCGGCUUACAUGCGCAAGCUAAAAACGAAGCUCCUCGCACCCCAAACCAACAAUAUGGUCAUAAUAAUACAAUUACACCUCCGCGAACGGGAAGAGCUGCGCUACGUUCUCCGUCUAACACGGCUUCUCCAUCUCCUUCCAGGGCGGCGAGAGGGCCAUCAAACACCGCAGCUGAUGAAGAGCCAUUCGAGUGGCCACUGACGGGAGAGGAAGAGGUGGCGCUUACCCAAGAAGUGGACUCAGCUUUUGAACAUGGGGCCAAAAGGUCUGAUAUGGCAUCAAAUAAAGAUUCCGCCCGCAAAAUCCCACCUGAUCCAUUCCCAGAGACGCCGAAAAAGGGAAAUGGUGCGGGUUCGGAGACAUUAACCACACCCGGGAAACGGCGGCGGUCUCUGUUUGAAGAAGAUGGAGCCAUCGGAUUACCAACCCCAGUCACAGAACGUAAAAUUGACAACCCAUUCCUGACUCCUUCAACUGACAAGACUCGUCGGAAACUCUUUACUAGUGGUUCUGAAGCCGUGAUAGCUUCUCCAAAUAUCAAGACGGAGUUUCCAUCAUCUCCGUCUGCUACACCAAGUCCUUCACGCUUUCGAGAUGUUGGCGGCACGGAGGAAAAGCAGUCAGAAUUGAUCAAGGAGGUUUUUGGCCUUCUUGAAGAGCACGACGUGCGCUUGAAUCAAGCUACAAAAGAUGCGUUAGGGCUUUCUUUGGGUAAACACGCUGUUCGGAUGCAAGGUAUUGCAAAAGGACGAGACAUUUCCCGAGCAGUGAUCAAAGAGCGAGAUGCCAAGAUUGCCAUGUUGCAGCAUCGCAUUGAGACGCUCGAAGCAGAUCGAGAAACGGACAAGGCCAUGAUCUAUUACUUGAAGCAGAAACAGCACGAGAAAGAUUGA